This is a messenger RNA of Brassica napus (rape), 4762 nucleotides long. Its product is annotated as UDP-glycosyltransferase 89A2-like. The transcript is spliced from 2 exons. The coding region runs from base 3324 to 4703 and encodes 459 amino acids. Lineage: Eukaryota; Viridiplantae; Streptophyta; Magnoliopsida; Brassicales; Brassicaceae. The record is from RefSeq and is a predicted model, not a curated record. Gene Ontology annotation, molecular function: UDP-glycosyltransferase activity.
UUUAUUAUAAUAAAUGUGAGUUAUCUCUCUUUUCCUUGCGCCACGUCAUCAUAUAACAUGGGGCUUAGAAGAUGUUCUAAGCAACUUUUAUUUUUCUCAUAAACGCAUCCUACCGCUGAUAACUCAUACCUGCUCAUAUUUUAUUAGAGAAUCAAAUUUUAUAUAAAACAAAAUGAAUCAAGUAAAUAACAGAAAAUGAACGAUGCUAAUUGAUGGUAAGUGUUGAUAUGUCAAAACAUAGGAUUCUAUGUUUUGUUGCAAUCUUAUAAGUGAUUUUAUUCGCAUUUAUUUGGUUGUAAAUAUUUUCCUAACCUAUAUAAAUACAAUUUAAAAAAUUAAAAUUAUUAAAAAUGAAAAUUUCUUUACAACAAUCUUUGACUAAUAAAAAAAAUACAGAAAUGUGCAUAAGAAAUACAUAAAUUACGCUAUAAAUAGGAUUAAAAUAUCUGCAAACCAUGUAAAUGUUUUAGUACUUUCGAUAAUGGGAAUCCAAAUAGUAUGUAUUUCAGGGUUUUUUUUUUAAAGUAUGUUAGUUGUUUGAGGAAAAUUUAUAGAACAAAAAUAUUUAAAUUAGUUCGAAUGCAGCUUCGGAUCUCUUCAAAGAAACUAAUUUAUACCAAUCGAUCCUCCAAAUCUUGACAGAAAAAACAUCUUGGUAGCUGAUCUAGAAUGGAACAUAGAAAUCAUUUUGAAUCUGUUCCCACGUAAUCUGAAAUCUUAUGCUUAAGAGUAAGACCAAGCAAAAAAUGGUCCAUAUAUGCUCAUAUUUGUUCCUAACAAACAAUAGAGCUUAUUUUCCCAUAACCGAGUAUCACCCAACAAUAAACUUAAGAAAUGAGACCGAUGAAUCCCAGGAAUAAAAUUUCCAAUUCGAUGGCUAAUGUUUGGAUUGCCAAUUUCUAGCCAAAGUUGAGAUUUUUUUAAGGAAAAUUAUUCGAGUCUUACGGCUGGCGAGAACCUCAAAAAGAGUCAUAUACAUUAAUUGUUAGAUACAAAUUACUCAACUGCAAAUGACAUAACAACUCCAAUCAUGAUGAUGUCAUGGAAGCAAAAGUUCAAUACAAAAAAUUACUUAAAAACAACCUAACCAACAACUUAAAUUAAUAAAAUAGUAUAUCUUAAUACCAAGUGCGACAUCUCUAUAUUGAAAAAGAAGUUUUAUGGAACUAAUAUGAUCUUUAUAAUGCCACCAAAAAAGUGUCAUCUAAAUAAUCUAGAAAAUCGAUGCAAUGAUUGUUAUUACUAUAAACAAAUAGAGAAGUUAUUGGAGUUGGUUUUACGGUGACUAACAAGCGCCUACACUCAUCGACCACUACUCAGUUCACACUUUCCAGUUUUAAUGUUUUCUUAUUUUGAUUAGCUUUGGUUUACUACCUUCUUCGCAUUAUAUAUAACAUUAUACUUUUAAUGAAAUGCAACUUCAAAUAAUCAUCACUUCUAUUCCAAUAGCAUGUCGAAAGACUAUGAUUUCAACAUAAAAAUAAUUACUCUUAUAAUAUACACAAAAAAUUACCCACAACCCAAUGCUUCCGAAUCCAAAAUAUUACAAACCACAAAUAACACAUCGAGUUUGAGAUCAAUUUUUUGUAAAAGAAAACAACAUGAACACCAUUUUAAGCUCUUAAAGCAUAUCAAUGCCAUAUUUCUUUAAUAUAAAAAACUAUUAUUUUUUGGACAACAAAAUCAACUAUUGCAAACAAGCAAAGGAUAUCUUAUCACUUAUAAUCCAUUUUCACCUAAAUUUUUUUAAAAGACAAAAAUCAUUAUCAUAAACAUUUCUUGCAAAUGGAAAUCUAAAACACAAACCAUGGGAUCUUACAAAAAGUAAUAACUUAGAUCACAAAUAAGAUAUAUCCCGCCCGUAUGGCGGGCCGACCCUAGUUAUAUAUAUUAAAAACAGCUAUAUACGUUCAAAAAGGUAGAAAAUAAUCUAAAUUAGUCGUAACUUUUAUCUAGAAUAAUUGUUUUUUUUUCUUGCUAACUAUCUAGAAUAAUUGUUAUUAGUAAAUAUUAUCACAAUGUAGAUACAAGGCCAUGAACUAAAAAUCCCUAGUAAAAAGAGAGAAGAGAGAGAAAGUAGAUCUCAGUGUUGGGUUCGGCGUACGGGCGGCGCGAGCGUGCGUGCCGUCGCCGGAGCCCGUCGUCCUUCAGCUUAAAUUAUUCGAUCUUUGUCUCCUCCCCGUCGCCUCCGGCGUCUGCCUUAUCUAAGCUCUGGCCAACCACCACCCGUGGUGUUUCUGAUCUUGGAGUGAAAACGCGGUUGCUUGGAUGUUAUGGCGCAGUGAAGACGCUCAUUGUUUGGGUUCCGAUUCCGGGAGGUGGAGGCACCCACAGCUCCGUCGCCGCCGGCUCUUGUGUCCAGGAGGUGGAAGCUUCUUCAGUUUCGCCGUCGUCGGCUCUAGUCUCCUGGGGGUGAAUGCUACCAUAGCUUUGGGUCGCCGGCUUUAGGUAUUUCGUUGCGGUUCUUAGGGUUUGGGUUUCGAUUAUGGAUCGGGUGGUUCUUGUUUGUCUCUCUAGUGUUGGAGCUUUGGCCUUGUUGGAUGAGAUCUCGAAGAGCGAUGAAGCUCUCCGACGGGUAGACAGAGUUGGAAGAACAGAGGUGGUUUCGGCGGAGGCUCUACGGGUUCUGAGCUUCGACGAAAUGAAGUUGCGGUGAUGUGGUUCCGGCGGUGAUUCGAGGCGGUUGCGACGCGUGUCGUUCUGAUGGUGUAGAUUCUCCCACGUGUCCAGCAGCCAGUUUCCUUGACGUGCGACGUCGUACGGGUUUUUAAUGUUUGGGCCGACGGCCCGGUUAAUGGUUUCGUUUGUAACUUUUAGGCUUUUGGGCCUCUGGCCUUUUUGAUAUGUAUUUGGGCCUCGGACUGUGUACUCUGGGCUUGGCCCGUUUUAUUAAUUAAAAAAAAAAACCUCUGGAAAAAAAAAAGUAGUUACAAGGCCAUGUCUACCGAAACAAAAACAUGUCUAAAACCUCUUGAUAAUGUAAACAUUUAGGGGUCCAUUUUUCUAACUUUUAUGCAGUACAGUAUAUUCCUAAAAAUAAAUAUUGUUAACCACCUUUAAUAUUUUACAAAAUACAUAUAAUUAGCCGUUUGAUGUAAAAAAACAAAAUACAUAUACAUAUAAUUAGCCGUUUGAUGUAAAAAAAAAACAAAAUACAUAUAAUUUUUUUUCUGAACGAAACAUAUAAAUUUUAUUACUAUACAUAUUUUUACCAUAAAAAGAUGUUUUUUUUUCUGCAAUCAUCUUAGGUUUCCAAAACCCUAGGAAUAGACAUAUAAAAUGCCAAUGAACGUACCAAUCACACAACAAACUCAACCUCGUAAAUGGCCGGAGAAAUGCUCUCGCCUACACCUCAGGAGUCAAAACGCAACCGUUUAAAACCGCAUAUCAUGGUGUUUCCAUAUCCAGCACAAGGCCACUUGCUUCCUAUUCUGGAUUUAACCCAUCAACUCUGUCUUCAUGGCAACGUCACUGUCUCAAUCAUCGUCACACCUAAAAACCUUCCUCACCUCUCCCCUCUUCUCUCCGCUCAUCCAUCCGCCGUCUCCGCCGUCACUCUACCUCUCCCUCACAGCCCUUCCGGCGUUGAGAACGUCAAAGACCUUGGCUGUACUCCUUAUAUCAUGGCUUCUCUUCGACAGCUCCGAGAGCCUAUCAUCAAAUGGCUAAGUUCUCAUCAGAAUCCUCCCGUUGCUCUCAUCUCUGACUUCUUCCUCGGAUGGACCAACGAUCUCGGUGUUCCUCGCUUUGCCUUCUUCAGUUCUGGAGCGUUCUUUGCUUCACUUGUACAUUAUGUCUCCGACAAGCGUCAUCUCUAUGACCAAACUGAGCCUGUCUGCAUCUCGGAUCUUCCUCGCUCCCCUGUUUUCAAAACAGAGCAUUUGCCUUUAACCCCGCAGUCUCCCUUGUCGCGAGAUGUUAAUAUCGUUAGAGACAUGACCAUGAACUUCUCUAGCCAUGGUUGUAUUUUCAAUUCUUGCAACUGUCUGGAAGAGGAGUACAUGGAGUAUUUGAAGCUGAAAGUGGGUCAUAACCGGGUUUUUGGUGUUGGUCCGGUUUCUUCUGUCGGUUUAGGCAAGGGAAAAUCAGAACUCAAUGUAGACGUGAAGGCCUUGUUUAGUUGGCUUGACGGAUGUCCAGAUGGAUCCGUGCUAUACAUAUGUUUCGGUAGUCAAAAAGUGUUGACUAAAGGGCAGUGUGAUGCUUUGGCUCUUGGUCUUGAAAAGAGUCUGACCCGGUUUUUUUGGGUGGCUAAGACAGACCCGAUACCCGAUGGGUUUGAGGAUCGGGUCGCUGGUCGGGGAAUGAUUGUUAGAGGGUGGGCUCCUCAGGUGGCUGUGUUGAGUCACGUGGCCGUUGGUGGGUUUUUAAGCCAUUGUGGAUGGAACUCGGCCCGGCCCUGGCUGGAAGCGGUAGCUAGUGGAACGAUGAUCUUGGCUUGGCCUAUGGAAGCAGACCAAUUUGUGGAUGCCAAGUUGCUGGUGGAGUAUACAGGUGUAGCUGUUAGUGUCUGUGAAGGGGGUAAGACUGUGCCGAACCCACACGAGUUAGGUCGGGUCAUAGCUGAAACUAUGGGUGAGCAAGGACGCGAGCUACGUGUUCGGGCCAAGGAGAUGGGAAAGAAGGCACUUGCUGCGACAGAAGUAAGAGGAAGCUCUACUAUUGAUUUGGAAAGACUUGUUAAAGAACUGGGCUCUCUAUAAAGAUAUGAUUGCAAUGACUAAAACGGUUUUUGGAAAUAAAAAAGUGUUUUAUUGUUAAA